UGGUUUUCUUUGAACAAUGAGCACACGGCGCCGCUCUCUCGGCAAAGGGGCAGCCGCUGCUGCGCUUCCUGCUGGAACAUCCAUUGCGCACUACUUUGUUCAGUCCUCCGCCACGACCAGCACAGCGCGACCAGCUGCCGCCGAGCCGCAGAAUGACGAAGUGGCAACGCUGGGCUUCCCUCACGAAUCGCCGCGGAGAGGUGGAAAUCCUCUGCUGUCGUUCUCGGCGGGUCCCGUCAUCGACGCCGCUGGGAGCAAGACGUCCUUCCUUGCAUUGUCGAGCAAGUCACCCGCUGCACGCCGACAGGCAGCAGUCGAAUCAAGUGUGCAAAACAGCGUCGCAAUUGCUGCAUCUUCGGUAUUGCACGAUUCGUCGUUUUCCAAGCCUCAAACGAAGCGCCAACUGUUGCCCAUCAAUCCGAGCGUCGCUCCGCCUUCGGGUGCAGCUUUGGAAAGUAGCAGUGAUAGCAGGAGCACCAAGCACUUGCCGGAUCUGAUUGUGCUCGAUGCACCAACCCGUGAGCAGCAGGCAGCGGACGUUCGUUCAGUGCUCGCAGCGGCGGCUCCAGCACCGAAUCUGGUUGUGGCAAACGCUCCUUCCGAACGGUCUCCGCUGUUUGUGACAGCGCAACAGCAGUUGAGAGAUCGCGCCCUAUUGGCUCUAGACCAACCAGAGUCCUUGAGCACCCGCGCCGAAUCACUGGAGGUAUUCAAGCCCAAAAUCCAGCCUCGCCUCUUGCAGCGUGCCAGGAGCACGCGAGACCUCCCGUUCUCCAAACGCAGGCGAAUCGACGCGACUGGAGGAAGUGGCAUGGAUCUGGAUGACGACGACGACGACGAGGAUGGUAACGGAGUCGUGGAGUGGCAGAGCUCUUUUGCGACGGCACCUCGAGUCGGAGGAGUCUACACAGCCUCGGCUUUGGAGCGACUCUCCACCGUUACCUCUUUUGCGAGUGGCGAUUGCCAACCAACGUCUGCCGCCGACCUGACUGUUCGACCGUCAAAGGAGCGGGAGCGGCGCACGACCCCGGUCAAGCAAUCUCGCCAAGCAAUCCAACAGCAGCCAGCCGCAUGUCCAGCAACGCCAAAUGCCAGUCGGGCAUCCAAAUCGUCGUCUUCACCCAUGUCGCCACGGACGCCAGCUCAGCGAUCCUCGUCCAGGCUACAAACGGACACGUCGCUCCCCGCCGUCCGUUCGAGCGAAUUGGAAACCAUGAUGUCCCUGCUUCACGGUGCCUCUUCGUCCCUGUCUACAUCUGCUAUUCAUGGAUUGUCACCCCCUGCCAUUCGCGGCGGCAGUCUCGACACGCCACGCUCGACAAGAAUCAACAAAAUGCCAGAUCUUACCGAGUCGCCCUCUGCAUUUUCCUUCUCGGCGUCGCUGCCCGACAGCUGUUCCGAGGAAGGAUCGCUAUUGCAGCUUUGGUCUGCACCACUUCUUCCUUCAGCCGAGCCUGCGGAUGGCGCCUCGUCCGCGAGACCACCAGCCACGACAGCCGCAGCAGUGGUUUCUCCUCGCGCCAACAGGACUCCUCGCCGAGCGGCUUCCCUUGCGGCAGCUGCGGCCUUAGUUCCGAGUCCAUCACUGCGCCGGGCUCGUACAUCAACCGGCAUCAAGUCGUCAUCUCGAGCUCGUGCUGUGCUUCCGGUCAAUUCCGACUUGGUCAUGAGCGUCAAGCAGUUAAUACAGUCAUCGCAGCAGCAGCACACAUCGGGAGGAUCGCGCGCGACUUUGGUAGUGAUCCCCGCAUCAUCAUCGUCGUCCGUGGUGGAAACUCCUCAGCCCAGCCUUUCCGAAGCGAGCUCUGCCAUGCUGAUGGAUUCCGGCUGCGACUUUGAGUUUUCGCAGCAGCAGCUCGCCGAGCUCGAAACGGACGACAUGCUUUCUGAUGACAGCACCAGUCCAAACGCCGCCGACAAUCAGGCGUUUGGCGAUGAAGAGAAUGACGACGGGUUCCAGCUGACGCCGGAACUGGCCUUGGCAAUCGACCAGGUGGAAAUUAUGUCGCAAUCGAUGCCUCCACGAGCGGCAGCUGCUGUGUAUCUUCCCGUAAAAUCCGCGAGCUCAACGGGUGUGUUUGCUUCUUCAGCUGCGCCCGCGGCGACCGCGCACAAGCCGCCGACAUCUGCUUUCGCUCACGCGCGCAAUCCGAGUGCCUCAUCCACUUGCACAACCACGCGGACGGCCAGCAACGCACCGCAACGAGCAAGCACCCGUCCGCCGAGCUCACGAUCAACCAACGCGACUUCUAGCAGCUCGGCUUCCUCUGCGCUGCCCAGGCGCAUUUGUUCACAAGAAGAGAUCAACGCAAAGAAGGCACGGGCGUUCCAACGGCUUCGUGAGCGCGGGCUUUCCCAAACCUUGUCGCAAUAAAGCAGCGGACGGGUUGCAUGAAUCAGUCAUAUGAGUUGCGAGUUUAUGGCCACCAAAUACACACUGGU
This is a messenger RNA of Capsaspora owczarzaki ATCC 30864, 2442 nucleotides long. RefSeq lists its product as hypothetical. NCBI's taxonomy places the organism in Eukaryota, Filasterea, Ministeriida, Capsasporidae. Bases 17 to 2374 code for a protein of 785 amino acids. The transcript has 3 exons. The record is from RefSeq and is a predicted model, not a curated record.